Molecule: messenger RNA, 1242 nt
Organism: Penicillium angulare
Lineage: Eukaryota; Fungi; Ascomycota; Eurotiomycetes; Eurotiales; Aspergillaceae
Product: PAS domain-containing protein
Exons: 4
Coding region: 1-1242 (413 amino acids)
Source: RefSeq, a predicted model, not a curated record
AUGCAAUCGUUUUUCCAUUUCUACACCGAUCUCUCGCGCGAUGCAUCGAUCCGUUAUUCCUCUGACAGCAUCCAGAUUGUGCUCGGCUAUAAGCCGCAUGAGGUGCUGAAUCGGUCAUGUUGGGAAUACUUUCAUCCGCAGGAACUUCCUUUUGCGCGUAGUGUGCAUGGUCGGGGUGUGAGGCUUGAUAGGGCUGCUGUGUUGAAUUAUUGUUCGAUUCGGCAUAGGGAUGGGCAUUGGGUUGGCCGUGGGAAGGGUACUCAGAAACGCGCUGUCGAUGCCCCUAUUGUCCGACAGCUUUUUGAAUCCUCACCUAAUGACCCACGCUACCACAUGCUUACAUUCAUAUCCAGAAAAUUCUCACAGCGACUCGAUGAGCCGCUCCACGAGCCACGCGCAGCUAUGUUCGUUAACAGAUUUACCCGCACCGCGACGAUCAUGUACGCGACCAGUGGCGUAUCACAGAUCCUCGGAAUAAGCCCAGAGCAACUCAUGUCGAAAAGCUUCUUCUACUGCAUUCAAGAGAGUUGUCUAAGAGAUGCGGUGCGGUGCCUCGAAAGCGCAAAAGCGAACGACUCGAUCGCCUAUCUGAGAUUUUGGUUCCGGAACCCAAUGCAAGACGAGCAUCCCGAUUUCACUCGGCAUGGGCUAGCCGCAUACUCAGAUCCAAUCCCUCCACUUGAACUGGAGGCAGUUGUUUCGUGUACUUCAGACGGAUUAGUUGUGAUUCUUCGUCGGGCUCGAUCCCCAAUUCCAACAACUAGUACUGAACCACCGCGCCCUGUGCCUGUUUAUUCAAAUGGGAUCUUUGCAGCACCGUGGGCACUUGAGCCGGUUUACUCGUACGGUUCAUCUUCGCAUGCACAGGAGAAUACAGCGCCACACACGGUUUAUCCAGAGGUUAAGACUACGAUGUGUAGAGACGACCACUCCUCUUCAUCUGCUUAUACACCAAGCACCUCUGCUCAUACUCUCUCAGCUCCUCAACCCCAGCCUCAGAGCAAGGCUGAGGGCUCCAACGGCCCACAGGCACAUGAUCUCAUGGACACUAUUCGUGAUGUUGCUGUCUUUGCAUGGGGUAUUGUGGGAAUCAACCGAUCGCUUGAACAGUACAAACUCGGAACCCCAAGUGGCAACGCUCACCCCGAAGAAGAGAUGAUGGAUGGAAGCUGGGACAAUAAAACCGCGAGAGUGGAGGAUGACUGGGAAAAUGACGCUGCGGCGGGCCGUGGCUGGGAAUAA